This is a messenger RNA of Condylura cristata (star-nosed mole), 1170 nucleotides long. RefSeq names its product spermatogenesis associated 32 (gene SPATA32). Gene Ontology annotation, cellular component: perinuclear region of cytoplasm. Bases 1 to 1170 code for a protein of 389 amino acids. NCBI's taxonomy places the organism in Eukaryota, Metazoa, Chordata, Mammalia, Eulipotyphla, Talpidae. The transcript is spliced from 5 exons. Gene Ontology annotation, molecular function: actin binding. The record is from RefSeq and is a predicted model, not a curated record. Gene Ontology annotation, biological process: spermatogenesis.
AUGGAGAGUAGGUCCGUGUUUGUGCUAACUUUGGUGCCGGGAGAUGAGGACGGAGGUAUCACUGGAUUUCCCUGCUGUGACAAGAAGUCGGUGAACAUUGUGGAGACACAGUGUAACAUAAUCCAGGACCAGUCACAAGAGGAAGAUGAGCUGGAGCUGGAGACGGAACUGCUUGCGCUGGACAGCUCUUCCAGUGCAUGCCUAGACCGCGACCCGGAGCCGGACAGGAGAACGACACCCAGGCCUGAGCCGCAGGCCGAGCCGGACACGGGGUCCUCGCUGCAGGGCGGCCCCAAAGAGCCUGAGCCGCAGGUGGACAGGACGGAAUCCCUCCAGACCUCCAUGGAGGAGCUGAGGCCGCAGGACGCGUGUCUGUGGGAGGUGGAGUCAAGCUCCACCGACCUGAGCGGGUCAGGGGAGGGCCGGCUGCCCACCAACCACCACUCCAUCCAUGUCCAGACCUCCAAGCACCUCUUCUGGGCCGACAAGCUCAUCCAAACCUCCCAGGAGAGCGUGGAGAAGGCCAUCCGCAUGCACUUGGACAAGAAGAGCCUGGCCGCGGCCCCCAGACGCCCCGACCAGGCACGGGCCCCUGAGGAUGCUCUGUCUGCUACGAAGCGGCUCAAGUCCCAGAGCGCCCAGGUGCUGGUUCCAGCCACAGAGCCCCAGCAGCCACCAAGCUGCUCCCCACCCCCUGGGCUGUCACCAGCCAUCGGGCUGGCAGAGUUAGUCAAUCUGGCAACUUCCCUGGCCAUGGCCUCCUCCAACAAGAACUUGCCCAGUCUGGAGCUCAGGGUGCAAGGUGCGUCCAAGAAAGUCAGGGAGCGCCCCGCAGAGCUCCCGAUGGAAGGUGCCGCGCAGCCGGCCACAGACCAGACCGAGCAGGAAAAGCUCGCUCAAGCGCUGCUAGAGAAACCACCAGAAGACAGACAGAUGCAGAAAGGAUGGGAGCAGGAGAACAAGAGCUUCCUCUACCCUUACUUUGACUUCAACCAGCCCGGGGUCGCGAGGACCACCUUUGAGGGGAAAGUGAAGCUUCUGCAGUCUCCAGUCUUGCUGGCACCACCACAGGAAACCAAACCAGACUCGGUGCCGGCAACCAAGAAAGGGAGUCCAUUAUUGCUGAAAAUCCAUUUUAAGCUGUCAGCCCCCAGCCCCCCAGAGAAAUGA